AUUCGAAUUUCAGAACGAAAUAUCAAAGCAAGAUAUAUAUAAUUCCUGAUGGGAGUUUCCUGUGAUGAAUCCCAUCAGCUUUUAGACCACCAAGAAACUCUUCCGACCACCACCGCCACCACUAAAACUUCCAAAAAGCUGUCUAUCUUACCCUUCAUCUUCCUCAUCUACUUCGAGGUAUCAGGUGGUGCAUACGGUGCGGAGGAAGCCGUGGGUGCCGCCGGACCGUUUUGUGCCAUAUUGGGGUUCCUUGUUUUCCCUUUCCUAUGGAGCAUACCCGAGGCACUGAUCACGGCUGAGCUUGCCACGGCCUUCCCCGGUAACGGUGGCUACGUCAUAUGGGCUCACCAGGCUUUCGGGCCAUUCUGGGGUUCACUAAUGGGAUCCUGGAAAUUCGUCAGUGGUGUCAUCAACCUCGCUUCAUGUUCCGUUCUUUGCAUCGACUACCUCAAGUUAGUUUUCCCAGUUUUUUCAUCGGGUGCGCCUAGAUACAUUGCGAUUCCAUUUUUAUCCUCGAUGUUAUCUCUGUUAAACUACACGGGCUUGGUUGUGCUUGGCUAUGCUGCUAUAGUUUUAGGUGUUAUUACACUUGUUCCCUUCAUAUUGUUGGCCUUGAUUUCAAUUCCCAGGAUUGAUCCAAGUAGAUGGCUCAGUUUGAGUCAAAACCCGAGUAGUUGGCUCAGUCAGGACCGAGUACAAACCAAUUGGUCAUUGUUUUUCAACACCCUCUUUUGGAACCUGAACUUCUGGGACAACGUCAGUGCUUUAGCUGGUGAAAUCGACCAACCCCAAAAGACAUUCCCAAAAGCUCUUUUCUCAGCCGGGAUGCUCACUGUUUUAUCCAAUUUAGUGCCUCUUUUAACCGCUACCGGGGCUAUACCACUUGAGCAAGAGAAAUGGGUCAAUGGGUACUUCGCUGAUGCUGCCAAGAUCAUAGCAGGCGAAUGGCUAAUGAUCUUUGUUGAGAUCGGUGCCGUUUUAUCGACCAUCGGAUUCUACGAAGCGCAACUGACUAGCAGCGCCUAUCAGCUUCUCGGCAUGGCAGAGAUCGGAUUCCUGCCUCAGUGUUUCUCGGUGAGAUCCAAGUGGUUCGACACACCGUGGGUGGGGAUUGUGGUCUCAACAUCGAUUACCAUCGCGGUCUCUUAUAUGAACUUUGCAAACUUAAUUUCUUCAGUUAAUUUCUUGUACAGUUUAGGGAUGUUACUCGAAUUCGCAUCGUUUCUUUGGUUGAGGAGAAAAAUGCCAACGAUGAAGAGGCCGUUUAAAGUGCCAAUGGAGUUGCCUGGUUUGAUUAUCAUGUGCUUGAUUCCUUGUGGGUUUUUGGUCUACAUUAUGUCAGUGGCCAAUGUGACUGUGCUUUUGGUGAGCACUACAGUGACUCUGCUUACCGUUUUGUGGUACUUUGUCAAGAAAAAUAUCGGCAAAUCCAAGAUGUGGACCGAGUUCAAUAAGGGAGCCAAAUUGGUGGAUGUAGAUUUGCAGUAGGCGGAUGUAUUAAGAUUGUUAUUAGUAAUUAGUACAAGAAUUAGUUUCAUGGGAUUGCAUUAUUAAUGAAAUUGAUUGUUUUUUACUGGGUUUAA
Molecule: messenger RNA, 1583 nt
Organism: Hibiscus syriacus
Lineage: Eukaryota; Viridiplantae; Streptophyta; Magnoliopsida; Malvales; Malvaceae
Product: probable polyamine transporter At3g13620
Exons: 1
Coding region: 49-1488 (479 amino acids)
Biological process (GO): transmembrane transport
Cellular component (GO): membrane
Molecular function (GO): transmembrane transporter activity
Source: RefSeq, a predicted model, not a curated record